Molecule: messenger RNA, 1646 nt
Organism: Cuscuta campestris
Lineage: Eukaryota; Viridiplantae; Streptophyta; Magnoliopsida; Solanales; Convolvulaceae
Source: the annotation of a GenBank genome assembly
GUAAAAGAAAGAAAAAAGAUCUGGGUCGAUCGGAGUAUGAAAUAAGAUUUCUUCGGGGUUGAAGAAGAGGCAAGACGACGAUGGCUCUGUAUUCGUCUUCCUCCUCAAGCAGCGAACUGGACUCGCCGGUGGAAGUACUGCGGCGGCCGCCGCAGAAUGUAAGUUGUGUUCCUUCAUAACACCCUUUUCUAUUUGCAUUAUUGGGAUUUGGGCAUUAAAUUCAUUGGACAGGCAAAUCAAGUUUAUAUUGAUGGGAUUGGGCAUGGAAUAAGGACCAUUAUAUAUUCUAGAUCGAGUUUGAAUGAAAUGUUCGGGGUGGAGGGGGCGUACUCUGCGAAUUCUGAGAGGGUGGCCUCAGAUGUGGUUAACACACUGUUGGAGUGCGAUUUUCAUAUUAGGGCUCAAGGUGAAAUUACUCCUUCAAUUGAAUUCACGGAGAUCUUGAAAGUCCUCAGAGUCUACCUUGAUUUUGGUUUCCAUACAUUGACAGAAACUAUUGAUACACAUUCAGUUUAUGGGUUGAUUUUGAAUGUUCUCUUCGAGCUGCGUGCUUGUCAUGUCAUCCCAGUGUUUGUCCGGAUGUCUGGUCUUCAUCUCACAGAAGAGCAGAAGAGGCUUGACAGGGCUAGUAUGCUUGUGCCGUUGCUGGAGGCGAACAACUUGAUGGAGGCUUCAACUUGGAUUUUAAACAACAUGGAUGUUUUUGACCAUACCGUUCCCUUUUGGGACACUGAGAUGCUGAUAAUAGCAUUGGUGGUUUAUUCGAAGGGGGAGGGGGUGCAAGAAACUUUUAGUCGUGUUCUGCAACAUGUCAAUGCCCAUCCGAGUUUAACAUCCGAGCAAGUUAAGGAUCUCAUCAUGCUGCUAUACCGCAGAGUAUGCGAUGAAGAACUUGUUUCAGUUUCUGAAGUAAAAAAUCAUGUCACAAAGCUUUUUGAUAAAGUUUGGAAGCCUUUUUGCGAAGGAAACGGUGUAUACUGGAUAGAGAUUCCAUCCCGCUCAGCUGUGGAUGACACAUUUUCAGACUAGGACUGAACUAGCAGGAAUUCCAUAAAUGGUGGCCACGGUUUGUGCAAAUUCUGUCUAGACAAUGCAACUGUUUCCUCUAUUUCUUGGCAUCCCCAUGUGACGGGUGUUAGUGCAAGUUGCUUACAAGUUAUGUUAUCAUCUUGGGUAUGUGAGAUGUGGAAAAGCCAUUCUUCAACAUUCAAUCCGUAUGAUCAAAUGUGUCGAGUGUGAGCUGAUCUUAUGACAUUAAUACUACAUACACAUGUUGCAGCUACCAUCUGCGAGUAGGGUAAUGAACUUAGAGUUGAAAAUGAUCUAGAGAUCAACCUUGCGGUAGAUAAUCUUCUGAAAUUGACAGUAAUUUAGUCGUGAGCAGUUGCUGCUACAGAAGCAAAAUAUACUCGAGAUUCUAACAAAAUUAGAACUAAUCCAACAACAAGUAAGUAUAAGCAUAUGGAAUGAACCAUGUAUAAUAAAUAGAUUUGCUCUUAGGCAUUGAAAUUCACAAUGUGAGGCGAAAUGAGGUUCUCUCAUAAUCACGCUAGAAAUGAGCCAUAUAUAUGUUGAUAGCUAUUGCUUGCCUGACGAAUAGUGAAUUGGGCAAUUAAAACACAAAGCAAGGGAGUCCAAUGAUUUUA